CCCCACCACACUUAACAAUCCAUCCAACCUUGUACUAACUAGUCAUCAUUUUUAAAUACACCACUCCAUCACUCUUUCUCUCUAUAGUGAGUGUACCACUUUCCACUUCUCUUCACUCUCCAUUUCUAAAACCAUGGCAAUAAUCACUAUGCUAUUUCUUCAUCUAAGUUUUUUCAUCUUGAAAGUGUUUUCUUUCCCUUCUCAUUCUCAUGCAGAUAGAAUUGUUAACCUUCCUGGACAACCAAACAUAAACAACAUAGCCUUUCAACAAUUCUCAGGAUAUGUCACAGUUGAUAACAAAAAACACAAAUCACUCUUUUACUAUUUUGCUGAAUCAGAAACUGAUCCAUCUUCAAAACCUCUUGUUCUUUGGCUCAAUGGAGGACCUGGUUGUUCUUCUCUAGGAGUAGGUGCAUUCUCAGAAAAUGGACCCUUUAGACCAAAUGGUGAAUUUCUUAUAAAAAAUGAGCAUAGUUGGAAUAAAGAGGCAAAUAUGCUUUAUUUAGAGACACCAAUUGGAGUUGGAUUUUCCUAUGCCAAAGGUAGUUCUGCUUAUACAACAACAGUGAAUGACGAGGAAACAGCAAGGGACAAUCUUGUAUUCUUGCAACGUUGGUUCAACAAGUUUCCACAAUAUAGAAACAGAGAUUUGUUUCUAACUGGUGAAAGUUAUGCAGGUCAUUAUAUUCCUCAACUUGCAAAGCUUAUGAUUGAAAUGAACAAAAGAAACAAGAUAUUCAAUCUUAAAGGCAUAGCUUUGGGGAAUCCAGUGCUAGAAUAUGCCACUGAUUUCAAUUCAAGGGCUGAGUUUUUUUGGUCACAUGGACUAAUAUCAGAUGCAACUUAUAACAUGUUCACUACAGUGUGUAAUUACUCACGCUAUGUAAGUGAGUACAAUAGAGACUCAGUUUCAUCACUUUGUUCAAAGGUUAUGGGGUUGGUGACUAAAGAAACUAGUAGAUUUGUGGAUAAAUAUGAUGUCACUCUUGAUGUUUGUAUUUCCUCUGUGCUGUCACAAUCCAAGAUUAUUUCUCCUCAACCUCAACAAGCAAAUGAGAUGAUAGAUGUGUGUGUGGAUGACAAGGUUACAAACUACUUAAACAGAAGAGAUGUGCAAGAGGCACUUCACGCAAAGCUUGUUGGCGUUCGGAAGUGGGAUGUCUGCAGCAAUGUUCUGGACUAUGAUGUGCUUAACUUGGAAGUGCCAACACUUCCUGUAGUUGGAUCAUUGAUAAAAGCUGGAGUUAGGGUCCUAAUUUACAGUGGUGAUCAAGAUUCAGUGAUUCCACUGACUGGAAGCAGAACCUUAGUUCAAAAAUUGGGUAGACAAUUAGGACUGAAUACAACAGUACCUUACAGAGUAUGGUUUGAAGGCCAGCAGGUUGGUGGAUGGACUCAAGUUUAUGGCAAUAUUCUCUCAUUUGCCACUGUCAGAGGUGCUGCACAUGAAGCUCCUUUCUCACAGCCUGAAAGAUCACUUGUGCUAUUCAAAUCAUUCUUGGAAGGAAGCCCUUUACCUGAAGUUUUCUGACACACCAUUUUCCCUUUGUGUGUUUCCUAUUUAAUUGAGAUUGUAUUGUAAUUUGUAAAUAAGCAUUAUCCUUUAAUACCAAAUGUAUUAAAUUAAAUUAAAUGUGCAGAAUGUCAAAAGAAAAGUUGCACAAAUUUUUACUA
Molecule: messenger RNA, 1674 nt
Organism: Trifolium pratense (red clover)
Lineage: Eukaryota; Viridiplantae; Streptophyta; Magnoliopsida; Fabales; Fabaceae
Product: serine carboxypeptidase-like 45
Exons: 9
Coding region: 134-1531 (465 amino acids)
Biological process (GO): proteolysis
Cellular component (GO): vacuole
Molecular function (GO): serine-type carboxypeptidase activity
Source: RefSeq, a predicted model, not a curated record